AUUCAAACCAGUGCGGCGUGGCCACAGUGCGGUACUCGUUUCCGUGAUGCUAGCUGUAUUAUUACAGUAAAAAUAAAACCCGAAAAUCAAGAAGAAAAGAGAGUAUUCACUGUGAUGUUAUACAAAAUGUGAACGCAGCUCCGGUACGCCGGUGCUUAGUCGACUGAAUUAGAACAUUGUGAGCUUAAUUGUGCUUGCUGAUAAGUGAAAUAAUAACAUGGACUUCAUAAAGUAUUUGUCGGUUUUAGUCGUGUUGUUCUUUGAAAGCGGUGAAACCGGAGGGCACGGGGAAAAGCAUCAUGAUCAGCUCCGAAUACAUCUGCCGAAAUUUAUCCAUCAUGAUCGUCACACAAAAGUAAUAACAAUUCACCAUCAUCAUCACAAACCAAAAAAGGAACAUCAUCACCAUCACCAUCAUCAUCACAAAAAACCUCAAAUACCCCAUGGGCAUCAUUACCAUCAUCAUCACAAGAAAUCGCACUCGACAUCUCAUUCUGUGUCAAAAGGUAGUGAGCAUGGCCAUCACGGACAUCACCACAAGCAUCAUGGCCAUCACAAAAAUCAUGGGCAUCACGGGCAUUCUGGUCACCACGGUCAUUCUAGCCAUCAUGGUCACCACGGACAUUCUAGCCACCAUGGACACGGCCAUAACCACCACGAAUCGCCUUCAUUUCAUUACGAGCCGCCGGCAAUUCCAUCCUUUGAAGAUGACUUCGGACCAUCCUUUACGUCUUCAGCACCAUCAUAUGGCAGCAAUAUAGCUCAGAAUGAGCCACAUGUCCGUGGAAUUUCUCAUACUAUAAAACAGGUUAAGGUUUACGAUUCUUUACCUAAUGGGAUUCCAGCAAGCAUUGGUUCUCAUGGAUAUGAAGUAACGGAAAACGGAGAUGACUCCAAUGACGACGUAUUUACUUCAGUGAAUUCUUUACAACAAUCGUUUCCAGCCACAUAUGGUUAUAUACGAGGUGCUGCGGGCGUCCAUGAUCCGUUUGCGGAGUUAACGCCUCGAGACACGGCACAAACAAACAGUCCCGAUCCGUUUUCUGCGGGCGCUCCGCCUGCCGUACUGUUUGCUAGUGGAGAGUCUUACGAAGGAAACGUUCCAAUCGAUCAUUUCACGUCUUCCGCUGCAGCUGGUAACGUUGGACUAUCUAGCGGAGAAUCGGCAGAUCAGUUCCCAGUAACGUUCCAAGCAGAAGACGGAACGCCGACUUCUUUUGCUGGAGCCGUAGGUGGUAUUUCUGGAUUUGAUGCAGGCGAUCGUUCUAUAAUCGAUGAAACACCCGUGUCAGUUUCACGAGAAGCGGGCAUCCAACAAAGGACGAAAACAGGAGAAAUCGAAACUUUAAUUUAUUAAAUCAAUUUAUUAUUAUAUUAUAUUUUAUAAAGUCGUCAUAUUAUCAUAAUAUUUUGUCUUAAUAUAAUAAAAAAAAAACAUUAUUCGUAAUUUAUCAUAGCGCUUAGGAUAAAUGACUUACUUAUACAUAUUUAGUACAAAAAUAACUCUUAGUUAUAAUAACGAUAAGUAUUGAGUAAAAUAUUUGUUUUUAAACUGAGUGAAUGUAUAAUAAAAGAAAAGAAAUUAAAAGUUAUUAGAACGAUCA
Molecule: messenger RNA, 1604 nt
Organism: Bombyx mori (domestic silkworm)
Lineage: Eukaryota; Metazoa; Arthropoda; Insecta; Lepidoptera; Bombycidae
Product: protein dissatisfaction-like
Exons: 2
Coding region: 218-1357 (379 amino acids)
Source: RefSeq, a predicted model, not a curated record